Acipenser ruthenus (sterlet) is the source of this 5891-nucleotide messenger RNA. Its product is annotated as transcription factor SOX-4-like. Lineage: Eukaryota; Metazoa; Chordata; Actinopteri; Acipenseriformes; Acipenseridae. The coding region runs from base 345 to 1442 and encodes 365 amino acids. Gene Ontology annotation, molecular function: RNA polymerase II cis-regulatory region sequence-specific DNA binding; DNA-binding transcription factor activity, RNA polymerase II-specific. Gene Ontology annotation, biological process: regulation of DNA-templated transcription; cell differentiation; anatomical structure morphogenesis. The transcript has 2 exons. The record is from RefSeq and is a predicted model, not a curated record.
CAGACAGCAGGCAGAGAAAGAGGCAGGGCUGCACUCACACGCAGACACAGAGGCUGGGACAGCAGGACUAAGGCAGGCACAGACACUGGGGCAUUUACAUUUCCUCUCUAUGCCAGACAACAGUACUUCAGCAUCCCCAGUGGAUCUCCUGAUGCGUUAGAACCCAUGCUGGUUCACUGGGGAGGGCACGGACUGCCAGGAGGGUGCAUGUUAUAAAGACGAGUUCUCCAGCCCUGCUGAGCCACUGGGGCAACUUUCUAAUAUGAGAAGAGACGGGAGGGAGAGAGGACACGAGCUCGGAUACCCCCUGCUUUGCCUUGCUGAGUAGAAACUAGCUGUGCACCAUGGUUCAGCAAAGAAGAGAGAAAUACCCAACCAUGAUGGAAAGAGAUUUUAUCCAGGACGCCUGUGCAGGGCUGAGCAGUGAGGAGGGGGAUGAUGUUUUCGGAAACGUUCCUCCCAAUAAGGACCCCAACUGGUGCAAAACCCCCAGUGGCCACAUCAAAAGACCCAUGAACACCUUUAUGGUGUGGUCGCAGAUCGAGAGGCGGAAGAUCAUGGAGCGGUGGCCAGACAUGCACAACGCAGAGAUCUCCAAACGACUGGGCAAGAGAUGGAAGCAGCUCCCGGACUACGAGAAGAUCCCCUUUAUCAAGGAGGCAGAGAGGCUGAGGCUGAAGCACAUGGCCGACUACCCUGACUACAAAUACCGACCCAGGAAAAAGAGCAAGUCUUCCAGACCCUCCAAGACCAGCGAGAAGAUGCCCUUGAAGAGCAAGCCAUACCCAAGCCGAGCGAACGCAGGCAAGGUGCUGAAAAUCAAAACCACUGCUGCCAAACACAAACCCAGCAACCCCCUUAGCAAUAACAAGUACAAGAGCUUCGACAUGGAUACAAGCGAGGAUGACACUUUGGAUGUCAAGCUGCAGAGCCCCGCUGGGCUCAAUGACAAUCAGGACACUCUGACCCCAACGCUCCACUCCUAUCACCAGCAGAUCAGCCAGCCAGCGCCAGACAUGGCAGCACCUGCGCAGCCUAAGCUUCCUGUGUCUCCACCCGUCAGCCUUGUCCCCUCGUCAUCAGAAGUCAGAGCAGUGAAGUACGCGGGUCAGAUCUCUCCUGACCCCGAGCUGACGGAGCACAGGCAGUCAGUGUCCGGCAGGUCCUCCACGCCGGACUCCACCAGCUCAGCCUCCUCUCGCGCCGCGUCGCCUGCUUCUUCGGAUGGGGAGCUAGAGGAGGAGAUCCUGCAUAUCAUUUCUAACGCAGGCAUCAGCAGCGUGCCCCCGGAGUGCUCUUCCUUGGACAAGGAUUUCGACGUAUUACACGCAAACUCAGGAUCCCACUUUGACUUUCCAGACUACUGCACUCCGGAGGUGAACGAGAUGAUCUCUGGGGACCUGUUAGGACCCAGUAUUUCUGACUUGGUGUUCACUUACUGAACCUUACCUGCCUACGUAGCGACAGUAAUAUUCACCGGUCACGGCAGCGCCAUCGACAGCUGUUGCGCUCUGGUGCGGUGCGUUAUUUCCUCAAUGAGUCCCGUAAGUGCUAUUGAUUAUAUGACACAAAUUGCCAGCUUUAAUUAUGACACUGAAAAAAAGAUAUGAAGAUAUGUAAAGAUAAGGAAAAAGUAUUUCCAAGUUCAAGCAUUGUGUGAACCAUACACAAUGAAAUGAUAGCAAGUGAAACAGGGGAAUUGAAUCCAUAGUUACAGUGAACUCAAUUCAAAGCCAUAACAUACACAUGAGUUGCUACGUUGGUGUAAAUACAUGUAUAGUAUAUGCUCUGUGCUCUUAAGGAGAACAUUUGCUAUAUCCUCACAAACAUUCAGUGGAUAUUUAGGGUGCUUCUCAAGGAUGAACAGCAGUGAACCAGCAUUAAUAAAAGGGCAUGGGAUUUCAGGGUUACUCUCUUCAGACAGAAUGCUAAAUUUAAAUACAAUUGAGGGAGGAGGGGAGCCCUCCUAUUCUCAAGUUUGCAAAGCUGAUAAGAAAAAUAAAUGUAGGGUAACACUUAAGCAAGGAUAAUACAUCUAUAAACAUGUUUAAAAACAACCGGGGACUAAUAAUGAAAUCCUGUGUUACACACACCUAACAUGAUAACAAACGUUGGAUUUGAAUUGUAGCCUGACAAAACCUUUGCAGUGUGGGGUGACUACAUUCAGUUGGUUCUAAACUGCCGUCUGCAUGCUAAUAUAAUCGUCAUAAACCUUUAACAAGCUGUUUAUAGAUGCGUAUCGCUGUCAGAAUGCUCUGCAAGUCCAGUUAAGUUGAGCGAGAGAGGGAGACCGCCUUUGUGCACAGCCUGUCCUCCACGCUCCCUGUCUGUCUCCUCAGAGACGCUGGUAAAAUGCAUGUCAUGUCUGCAGUCUAGCUUCAGUUGCCUCAUCAUGCUCAUCGGUGAAUGGAGAGAAAUCUGCAGGCUGCCAGCUGUCUCCAUUGACUCCGUCUCGCUCGCUCAGGGAUCAAUCUCCUGGGUCCUAGUGCCCUAUCUAGAACAUUCCGUCUGGUGGAUAGGCAAUGGUGAAGGGAGGAGGGCAGCUGCUUUCUUCUCUGCAUACAAGGAAACAGGCCCUGUUUUUUUCGAGUAUACAAAUCUGAGCACUUAUCUUUUUUAUUAAGAUUAAGGACUAAACAGUUACAAAACUGAAGCUCUACUAAGCAUGGGCAUCAGCGAAUAGUGGUGUGUGUGGAUCUUAGGUAGAAGACACCAGACUAGCCAAUACUGCAAACAAUUACAAUUAUUAUUAUUAUUAUUAUUUAUAUCAGAAUUUCUAAUUUUUAUUUAUUGCAGCAGCCAAAAUGAAGAUAAAAAAUAAAUACAUAAGAAAACAAAACAGAAAUUACAAAACUAAUACAAAAAGCAAUUACUUUUUAAGGUGCAAUUGAUUCUCACCUACAACCAAACACACCUUAUUUAGGAAGGUAAUACUGUGAAAUCUUGCUGUUGGAAGCUGGUUCAGCCAGUGUGUGUCUUUACUGUGUUGCCUGGACUGGACAAUAACAAUGCAACAGCACUCUUAUUACUGAAUGUGAAAUGGUGGCCGCUUGCAGCAUGGUGAUUGUGUAUUUACAGUGCAAGGAAUACAUAACCACACAUUAGAGACGCUUACUGUCCAAAAAAAUAAAUGUACACAUAAUUAGACAAUAUUGGACGGAAUACAUCAUGCAUAAGGGUGCAUCCCAAAUAUGUGUGGAUGCCCUGGAAAGAGCCUGCCAGGGCUGUUUGAUAGUAAUGCCCGUUCGCACUGUGCCAGUCCUGCAGGACACAGGAAUGCCCUGCAAUGUCUGAAGCCCCAUGAGUUCAAAGCAAUAUGGCUUUCCUCUGAAUAUCUAACAUGCAACUCUCUUAACAAGUCAUGCUGGGGGAUAUCUCUUGUGUAACUUUCUGCAAUCUCAAAACGGCUCUGAGUCCCUAAAAGGAACUUAAUACAAAAUCACAGAAUACAAAAGAGCAGCAUAAAGAAAGACACUGGAGCUCCUCCACCGUUUCAUCAGCACUCCCACUGACCUUUCAGAGAAACUCUCUGGAUUUCAGCAGGAAAGCAGUAAUCGUAUUCAAAGCCAUUCAUGAGGUGGUUCCUGCUUCAAAAAGUAAUGAUGCUUUUAAACCAGGAGACCGUUGACACUUAUACAAUUCACAGAAUAGCCUCGCUUCAGCUUGAGAGCAGCGACCAGAGGAAUUCCCAGACUUACUGUAUGUUACAAGCUAUAACAAAUACAGAAGAAUUAUUAUUAUUACUGUACUUUCCGAACGUGCAUCAAAACGAACAGGAAUAUUUAAAUAAGUAGCCUCUUUGUGUAGCUGUGUUGUUGUAUCAAUCAGGGCAUAUCUUUGUUAAAUUUGUAGACGGCUGGAGUCACCGCUCAGAACAGCAAGUGACAGAUACUGGUCAAAUAUUUCAAUGCAAAACGUCACUAAAACAAUACUGUGCUGCAAUAAAGUGUUCGAAGCCCAUGCAAUGGUAAGCUGUAUUACACAGCUCCUGUCAGAGGCCCUCAAUCACACUCCGCAGACGCGGCAGACAGACAGACAGACAGCAGCUCACAGCUCUGUUACCAAACCAAGCACCAGCAGUUUGCAGCUACCGGACUCAGGAGGACAUUAAUCAAGUCAUCGUUUUUUUGUUUUGUGUAGAACACGUAGCUUGUUAAACAAUGUGCUGUUUAUGGCUAUGUGUCCGAGGUGUAGAAUAUGAAACUAUUAACGUAGCCUCUGCUAGUGUUUCUCUCCAAAAGAGUUUUAAAAGAAACCUUGAGAAAAGAAAACAUGAAGCUAGUUUACUGUCGUUGAUGUGAUAAACUUACUUUCUAAUCACCCUAUAUAUAUAUUUUAUGAAAAUCCGUAAUAACUCAAAUACGACAGAUGUUUCCCAGAUGGGCUAAAAUAAAUGAUUGUCAGUGUUAUAAAAUAAAAACUGCAUAUGAAUUAAGCCCCCCAUCUGGUCGGUGCCUCCCACUUGCCCCGCUGUUUUGAUUAAUAGGGCGUCCGCAGAUGGAGACACAAGCACGAGAGAAACGUUGCUUUCAUGCGUAACACUUCAAGUGCGACACCUCAGAGACCGAGCCAUGCCCAGCACGUCUGGCAGCUCUCCAUCCAAUCACAUGUGCGUUUUAAUAUUACCACUGUGAUUCAUCUGAGAACUAGACCUCGGCAAUGAGAAUGACAAGAUCAAGUGACGUUGUGUUCUAACCAUUUUUGAUUUUAUCAUACAGAGGAACAGAAAACAAAAAACGUUGGAUCACAUUACAGAUUAAACAGCCAAAAUCCAGCCACGGUGCCUGCAUGCAUUGUACACAGGUUAGCUGCUAGAGCUCUGGGCAGGACUUUGCGUUGUUGCAGAACAGCAUCUGUGUGUGUUUGUAUCAGCUGUGUUAACUCCAGACUACUGACGCAAAGCAUCUGUUUCCCUACUCUGGGAAGCUGCUGUAUAAAAAAGGUGCAUCCGCUUGGAUAAUAUAAGCUGUUCCCAGGUACGUCAGGGAAUACACAUGUGCAGAGAAUUCAGGACCCCCCCCAGAAACAUUUACAUUGCUCUAUUAAAAUAACUUACGACAUCUGGCCACCAGACAGCGCCAAGUUCUAAGCAAACAUUCUGUUAGAGUUCCAGGGGAGUUAUGAGUGCAGUACACAGUGAGUGAUUCACAUAUUCUAGAAUCGCUCAUACAGUGCAGUCACAAUGUAAUUAAAGCAGCUGACAGAAUGUUGUUCCCAAACAAGCCCCUGUCUUUGUAGGUACAGAGCAGCUGUGGUGAAGGAGCAGGAACUGUUGGUAGUUACCCAUUUAUUACAAUGUAAUUAACUGGCUAGUCCUGCUCUGUGAUCUCAAGUGUUACAGCCCAUUAUAGAUUGUGGCAUUACUGUCCUCCCAAAGCAGAAACCCUUGCUUAAUAAUUUAAAAUCUUGCAAGAUUUUUUCUCAUCAGGAAAUGCUUUUUCCCUUUUCAAGUUCAAUCUCUGACAAUAGGCCUAAUUCAGUGCAUGCGACAAACACAAUCAAGGAGGCACAUACAACUGAAAUGUCACAAACAACAGACCUCAUACAAUUCAUGGCUGUCUGACCUGCAACAUUCUGCACAGAGCGCUCAGCGCUAGCACGGUAUGUAUGGUACAUUUUUGUAUCACACACUUUUUUGCAUUACAGCCAGCCAACCCGUUCGAAUCGCUCUGUGUGUGCAAGGCAGUGGAAGUGUGUUUUUUUAAUUUCUUCUUUUGUCUUUUUUUGUAGUAGGCACUGCUGUGUAGACAGCAGCUUUGUAAACAGGAAUGAAAAGCACUUUGUUUUGUAAAUAUGUAGAACUGACAGAUGAACUGCCCUGAUCAUUUUUGUUAUAGUGCUUGGUAUAGUGGGACUCCGUCACUGAAUAAAACGUUCUGGUCCAAAGCUAA